Messenger RNA from Sabethes cyaneus, 492 nucleotides. RefSeq names its product larval cuticle protein A2B-like. The coding region runs from base 1 to 492 and encodes 163 amino acids. The record is from RefSeq and is a predicted model, not a curated record. Lineage: Eukaryota; Metazoa; Arthropoda; Insecta; Diptera; Culicidae. The transcript has a single exon. Gene Ontology annotation, cellular component: extracellular matrix.
AUGUUGGUAUCAUUUCAUCGUUUAACAUUGUCCACUACAAACAGUAGCCAACAACUAAAUCCACCAUGUCGUUCAAAGUAUUUGAUUAAACUCAACUUUGUUGAAUAUAUUUAUAUAAAUGCUAUUUUAUUGCAGACCAUCAUUGUGCUAUCUGCUUUGGCCGGGCUUAUCGCUGCUCAAAACUACUACCAACCUUACCACGCAGAGGAAGAGCAUGGACCAGCGCACUACGAGUUCAACUAUGACAUCCAUGAUGACCAUACCGGAGACGUUCAUGGCCGCAAGGAAGCUCGCAAAGAUGAUCACACCCAGGGAGAGUAUUACCUGAUCGAUGCUGACGGUCACAAGCGUACCGUAACCUACCAGGUUGAUGGCAAGAGCGGAUUUAUCGCCCAAGUGCAUCGGGAGCCAAUCAAGGGAUAUCAGGCACCACAGCCAGCAAUUCAUAAGGUUCUUGCUGUUCCUAUUCAGAAGCAAUACUAUCAUCAUUAA